AUGGACAAAACGCCACUGCCUCGAGCAUUUGAACGUACAUGCACGUGUACAUCACAUGAUCAUGUCACGUGCAUUGAUUUCCGUCACGAGCGCGGUCGCGUCUCCAGUACUGGUGUUAGCCUCCGCUGUCAGCCCUCUACAGCUCUUAUAACGGUGCAAGAAUGGUGUGUAUCUUCGGUUGAGUCUUCCACAUCACACGCCUUCACCGUCCUUCAUUUUACGCCCGCACGGCCCCACUUUCACGACACCAUGAACGGAAUCAUAUCAGUAUUCAAGCUCAAACACACCCUCCUUGUACUUGCCGCAACUGUCACCAUCACCAUCGCGAUUCCUACUUCAGACCCAUCAUCUUUGUCUUUAGCCUCAAAAGCCAGUGCCACCACACACACAGGUUAUUACUGGCCAUCAUAUGCAACCACGACACCAAAUCCGGCUGACGCAAAGUUACAUCCUGUAACAGAAGUCCUGGCAGCAAUAUUUGGAGAAGCAACUUCAACACAGCAGGACUUUCCUUCUACGACGCUCGCACCGUACCAGCAAAUUCCCUCGCCAGUGGCGCCUCCAGCAACAAAGCCUACCCUUCCGGUCACGACCUCUUCAAGUCUUCCCCAGCCUACCUCAUCCCGACAUGGCAGUUUUGCAGCACAGCACAAGGAGCUACUCGUUGCCAUCAUUAUUGGCUGUAUCAUGGGCCUCAUCCUUUUCGCAGUUGUAUACAGAUUUGUGGUCGCGUCUUCUGCAUGCAAUUGCCGAGGCCGAACUCAACAUAUCGGCCAGGAAGCAAAGAGGAGGACAAUGUCGCUAUUCCGUCUUUCGAAUGAAUCGUGGGGCAUAAAAGGUCCUGUGAGAGAGGAAAAAUCGGUUGAUCUGCGAGCCAUCGAAGCAAACGAUAUGGUAGAGAUCCCGCUACAUGAGAAUUACUUCGCUGGCCGGCAAGACGUCAGACACCACCACGACAUCGCUACAUACGCAUUCCCAGUGCAACAAUCUGAAGGGUACCCUCAUCGCUCCAUUCCGAAUAAUAAGCGACCAAGCAUGCUCAGCGUGUCUGCUGCUUGCGCUAUGAAAUCGCGGCUCAGCAGACUGCUCUCAUCAUCGACGUUUUCGCAUCGCGACACCAUCACGACGCAGGAUUCUGAAUCGACAGCCCAUCAAACGUUGCAGAAUACAUCUGCAAAUAUGAACACAUCUUACCAUGGACGGACGAAAAGCGCGCCAGUUGGGGGACAGAACCGGCCUAAAUCGAACAAGUCCACCAAGUCGAAUGACUCGGAAUGGGAUAUUGCACAUGCAUACGGCGCACCAAGAAAUGAAAAGACACUUAGCGUGGGCGCAGCAUCGAGACUAUCUGAUGUAGGAUGGCAUUGA
This is a messenger RNA of Serpula lacrymans var. lacrymans S7.9, 1368 nucleotides long. RefSeq lists its product as uncharacterized. The transcript has a single exon. Lineage: Eukaryota; Fungi; Basidiomycota; Agaricomycetes; Boletales; Serpulaceae. Bases 1 to 1368 code for a protein of 455 amino acids. The record is from RefSeq and is a predicted model, not a curated record.